This is a messenger RNA of [Torrubiella] hemipterigena, 1923 nucleotides long. NCBI's taxonomy places the organism in Eukaryota, Fungi, Ascomycota, Sordariomycetes, Hypocreales, Clavicipitaceae. The record is from the annotation of a GenBank genome assembly.
CGCACGCCGGGCUUUGAUAAAAACACCGCUUUGCCCACCCUUCCCUGUCUUGCUUCCCUUGCAGUUGGCAUCGCGUGGUUGAAUUGCUCGUCUCUGUGCUGCUUCCAUUGUACAGCUGACGCGCGCCCUUGUCUUCUUUGACUGCUUUUCUCUCUCAACGGGCUCUGGUGACAGACAACAGUUUGCUUACCCCAAAACACCACCACGCCUUUCCGGUAUUCCCGACCCUUCCGCGCAACCGUUGCCCACCAUGGCCACUCCCGGUAUUCAUGUUGCCCAGGAUGUCGCCCGUGCGGAGAAGCCUGACGACAUCGAGUCUCCCCCAUCAGACGACGUUGCAGUGUGCCCUUCCAGCACCACAGAUCGUCGGCUCAUGGCCAAGAUUGAUGCGCAUGUUCUUCCGUUCCUUUGCGUCAUGUACCUGCUAGCCUUCCUGGAUCGUGUCAACAUUGCCAAUGCCAACAUUUUCAGCUUGUCCGAAGAUCUCAAGCUUAACAUUGGGCAUGACGGCAAAAUCGACAACACGGCGACAAAGUACAAUACCGCCCUUGUCAUCUUCUUUGUCCCAUACUGCCUCUUCGAGAUCCCCUCCAACAUUCUCCUCAAAAAGUUCAAGCCCCACGUCUGGCUCUCCAUCAACAUGUUCCUCUUUGGCUUUACCACGAUGAUGCAAGGCCUCGUCCAAAACUACAGUGGCCUGUUGGCCACCCGUUUCUUCCUGGGCGUGUUUGAAACCGGCAUGUUCCCUGGUGCCUUCUACCUCAUCGGCAUGUGGUACAAGCGAUCGGAAGCACAGCGCCGCUACUCCUUCUUCUUCAGCAGCACGACGCUCGCUGGUGCAUUUGGUGGUCUUCUUGCCGCCGCCAUUGGCAAGAUGAACGGCCUGCGCGGUUACAACGGCUGGCGCUGGAUCUUCCUCAUUGAGGGCGGCCUGACUGUCUUUGUCAGCUUCUUCUUCUACUUCUGGCUCCCCGACUUCCCCGAAGACGUCAAGUGGCUCAACGAGGAGGAGAGAACAUAUGUGCAAGCCCGUCUGCAGGUUGACCAGGGUCGUGCUGCCGCCGCGCGCAAAAUCACACUCAAGGAUGUCGGGCGCACUCUUUCCGACCCCAAGGUCAUCAUUGGUGGUUUCAUGUACUUUGGCUUGAUCGUCCCAGCGUAUGGUUACGCCUAUUUCGCACCGGCCAUUAUCAACGCCUUCAAAUACGGUGCCAUUGAGACCCAACUUCGAAGCGUGCCCCCAUGGGCUGCCGCCUUUGGCUUCUCCAUGCUGAUUGCUACAAUCUCGGACAAGGUGCGCCACCGCAUGGCGUUUGCCAUUGCCUGCAUCUUCAUAACCAUUGCGGGUUUCGCUGUUCUGCUCAACAUCCACGACCACCGCGAAGUUCAAUACGGCGCUCUAUUCCUCAUUACGUCGGGUGCAUACACAGCCAUGCCCAUCAUUGUGUGCUGGUUCAACAUGAACCUGGGUGGCCAUCACCGACGCUCCAUUGGUAGCGCCUGGCAAGUUGGCUUUGGUAACCUGGGAGGUAUCAUUGCAGUCUACGCAUUCUUGAAGAAGGAUGCGCCUCUGUUCCUCCCUGGUCACCGAAUUUGCCUCUCAUUCUGUUGCAUUUCGCUUGCGGCCUGCGUCAUCUACGGCACCCUCUGCUUCUUUGCCAACAAGAAGCGAUCCAGUGUCGAAUCGAAAACUGCUGCCGAGAGCUUGUCUGAGGCAGAGAAGGAGGAAAUGGGUGAUUUGUCUCCCGAAUACCGAUACCUGCUGUAGAAGACCGAUGGACAUUGGCUGUCGUGUUUUUUUUUUCCUGGAAAUAUUGUCGUACAUGUUUCGUAUUUACUCUCUAGUUAGGCUGUCUGUCUCAUUCUAUAUACCCGACCGCAUAAUAACAACGUUGCACGCCAGCAGGCACGCGAACCACACUU